CUGAUUGGAUAGAAACCCGGAAGCGUCACGCCGCAUCUCUGUGUGUGUCGCUAGCUUACUUUUGCCCUUGUGUUGGAAAGCAGUGUGUUUUCUUAUUAAACCCGUUUCCAGCGUUUGUGUUGCGGUUGAAGAAGAGCUGCUACUCAUCCUCGACAUGUCUCUUGCUGCGGAGGCUUUCGUCUCUCAGAUAGCAGCCGCAGAGCCGUGGCCGGAAAACGCGAUCCUCUACCAGCCUUUGAGGGAGGAUCAGAUCCUCCUGUCUGAUUGUGCAUCAUCUUUAGCAGUUCAGGCGUACCUCAGGAUGCUGGGGCUGCCGGUGCGAGUACAGUGCCGUGCUAAUGCUGAGUACAUGUCUCCUUCAGGGAAAGUUCCGUUCAUCCAUGUGGGGAAUCAGGUUGUUUCAGAGCUGGGGCCCAUCGUGCAGUUUACAAGAGCCAAGGGCCACUCUCUGAGUGACGGCCUGGACGACGUUCAGAGAGCAGAGAUGAAGGCUUACAUGGAGCUGGUCAACAACAUGCUGCUCACAGCGGAGUUAUAUAUUCAGUGGUGUGAUGAGAAUACAGCUGCAGAGAUCACAAGGCCGCGCUACAGCAGUCCGUACUCCUGGCCUCUGAAUCACAUUCUGGCUUAUCAGAAGCAGUGGGAGGUCCGGAGGAAGAUGAGCGCUAUCGGCUGGGCAGGAAAGACUCUGGAGCAGGUGUACGAGGAUGUCAGUCAGUGUUGUCAGGCUCUCUCACAGCGACUCGGAACCCAGCCUUUCUUCUUCAAUAAACAGCCGACCGAACUGGACGCGCUGGUUUUUGGUCACCUCUUCACAAUCCUGACCACGCGCCUCACCACCGACGAGCUCAGCGAGAAGAUCAAGUCCUACAGCAACCUGCUGUCCUUCUGCCGAAGAAUCGAACAGACUUAUUUUGAGUCGCAGGACAGAGACAGCCAAUUGGGGGCCUCAGAUUACUCCAAAGGCCCCUCCCUUAUGUGAGGCCCUGCCUCCCAGAUAUCCAUUUAACAGCUGAUCUGAAGUCAUGUGAGAAAGUGAUAUGAACGAUCCCGAGGGUUCGUAUCGUUACGAAUCGUGAAUGUCUAUUAUCACACACGAGGAUUAGUGAAAGAGAGGAGGAGGAAGUCAGAUCAGUUAGUGUUUAAAAAAAAAAAAUACUCCGACCUUCUUUCCACCUUGCUUGAUCACUACAUGAGCAGGUCUGAAUAUAUUAUAGAUAGAGACCGAAAUAUCUUAUUAGGUAUUAAACAAAUACGCUAUUCCUUUGGGGUUUGUCUACAAUUUAAACCAUAUGCUGUAAUUCAUUCUUUGAAGAGAUGUACAUACCUUGAAUUAAAGCUGACAUCAUGGA
Hemibagrus wyckioides is the source of this 1352-nucleotide messenger RNA. It is a transcript of the gene mtx2, whose product is annotated as metaxin 2. Gene Ontology annotation, biological process: mitochondrion organization. NCBI's taxonomy places the organism in Eukaryota, Metazoa, Chordata, Actinopteri, Siluriformes, Bagridae. The transcript has 10 exons. Gene Ontology annotation, cellular component: SAM complex. The coding region runs from base 155 to 982 and encodes 275 amino acids. The record is from RefSeq and is a predicted model, not a curated record.